UUCCAGCAGUUGAAAGAACAUAUGGACUCAGACUCAGCUGUUAAGUGGCUUAUGCUUAACGCGCCUUUUUUUGUUGGACACAAACACGACUAUUUAGAUGCAAUGGAGGACACCGAAAACUUGGUAAACGUUGUCACCGCAAUGGGCUAUACCGAACAGCAAGCUCGUUUCUCUUUGGCCAAAACCAAGAACAAUGUAGAGCAAGCCAUUCAGUUAUUAGUCGAAGACAACAAAGAUACCAAUAAGCAGCGUCGUCAGCGUCGACGCUAUAAAGUCUUGCGUCACAACCUAAUGGGCAAUCCAGAGGUCACCAACUAUGCCAUAGCCAAAUUGGUUCAGGAUCAGUUGAACCAUAACAAGGGCGAGGAGAUACGGGAAUUGAUCAACAGUCGUAGUGUGGAAUUCAUGGAAAGUUUGCUGGACUCAUCAUCAUCAUCGGCUGACGAAGCUGAACAAGGGUCGUCACAAGAGGAGUCACAGGAGGAAUCCCUGUCGUCAUCGCCAUCAUCAGCAUCAUCUUCGCCACCGCCCAGUAACUAGGUUCAAUUUUAAGUACUCUGCUCUUCAUAUACCAACAUUAAUAAAUAGACAUUAAAUGUG
Drosophila willistoni is the source of this 600-nucleotide messenger RNA. RefSeq lists its product as uncharacterized. Gene Ontology annotation, molecular function: protein binding. The record is from RefSeq and is a predicted model, not a curated record. The transcript has a single exon. NCBI's taxonomy places the organism in Eukaryota, Metazoa, Arthropoda, Insecta, Diptera, Drosophilidae. Bases 22 to 540 code for a protein of 172 amino acids.